This is a messenger RNA of Cladocopium goreaui, 3372 nucleotides long. The record is from the annotation of a GenBank genome assembly. Lineage: Eukaryota; Dinophyceae; Suessiales; Symbiodiniaceae.
AUGGCCGAAGCUCCUUCAGCGAUCAGAAGAUGGCUUCGCUGGAAGUUGCGGUCUCAGGAGAUAGGUGCUGUGACUCCGGACCCUGCACUCCUUCUCAAGGGUCUGAACAAACUUACCCGCAAGGUGCUGGAGUCCAACAAAGAACUUCAAUUUCGGGUUAGCUUGGCCCGAAAUUCCCUUGGAGUGGACACAAGACCUACCGACAUCACCGUCAACCAGUUUGCAACACAUCUCUUGGCGGAGGUUGAGCAGGUUUCCUUAGCAGAAAAAAGAGCUGCUUCCGUGGGGACGAAGGGCGAUGUGAAGCUCAAGGCCAUGGAGGUGGACAAAGGGAAAGGCAAAGGUAAAGACAGGCUGGAGGGUGACGAGAAGCAGAAGCCCAAAUGCAAGUUUUACCUCACUGAUGGAGGAUGUCGGAAAGGAAAAGAAUGUGGAUUUAGCCAUGAUGUGAGAGAUGAGAAGAGGCGCUGCUACACAUGCGGCAGCGUGGAUCACUUGUCUCCUUCCUGCACCAGAUCGAGGGGCCCAUCAUCUGAGACGAGCCCUACCAAACCCAGAGUGGCAAAGGUCGAGGGGGAGGACAAGGGAUCGUCAGGAAAGGAUCCUGAAGUUAGCAGCCAAGCUAGCUCAGACAGUGCAGUGAAAGAUCUUUUGGAGGAGGCGAACAAGAUGCUGAGGUGUUUGUCGUCAAAACCAUCUUCAAGCCAAGCGUCUUCUGGGGGAAGCACUCAGGAGGAUGAACGCAAAGAUGUGAUGGAAAGGCUUCAGCAACAGUUGAAGGCCAUGAAAGCUUUCAAGAUGAGGAGAUUGGCCACAGGAGCUGAUGUGGGAUUGGUUGAUUCAGGGGCGACUCAUGCACUUCGCCCUCGCAGAGAUGGUGAGAAUGUCCAGAAGUAUCCACUGGUUGAUGUUGGCCUAGCGGAUGGAAGAGCUGUGAGGCUACGCAUGGCGCCUGGAGGAUCAAUGAUUGCCCCUUCGCCGGCAAUUGAGCCGAUUGUGCCGAUGGGACAGCUGACGGAGGUGCUGGGGUGCCAGAUUGUUUGGAGUCAUGGAGAAAUGCAGUUGAGGCAUCCAGAAAAAGGGGACAUCCCAAUUCAGAUGAAGGAGGGAUGCCCACAUCUUGCGAAGUCUACAGCAUUGGAUUUGAUUGCGGAGAUUGAAGAUGCGAAGGUUGGUAUACCAAAGACCCUUGGUGAAUACGAUGAGGAGGUGUGCUGGAUGAAAAGAUUGGUGGAACAACAUCCAGUACUGUCGUCUCUCCCAGAGUACAUCAAGGAGAAACUUGUGGUCUGUCCAGGAGAGUGGUCUGCCCUUCCUGAAAAUCGUCAUCAGCGGAAAAGGUGGCGACGGGAUGGGAUGAUGGUUCAUUUGUUUGCUGGACCUGAUUCUGGUUUUACUUUGAAGAAGGCACUACGUCAGCUGGGUGGACCUGAUGACAAGCUGCUGGAGGUGGAUUUGAAGAGAGGUCCACACCACGAUGUUAUGACAGAUGAGGGUGUCUAUGCUGGCCUGAUUCGAGCCGCGAUUGAGUCCAAGGUUUUGGCCGUGGUGGCUGGUCCAAAUUGCAGGACACGCAGCCUACUUCGUCAUGUUCCAAUUCCGGGGCAGCCCAACGCACCUCGCCCAAUCAGGAGAUGGGGUGGAGAAGAGUUUGGGGUGAAAGAGGCCACGGAGGAGGAGAUUCAGAAGUUGCAUGAGGAUGAUAUCAUGAUGUGGCAAUGCAUUUUUCUUUUCAUGCUGUCAACUUACAUGAGAAGGGCGAGAAAGUUGGAUGAUUGGGUGGCGUUUGGACUUGAACAACCAGCGUCGCCAAGGGACUAUAUGCCAGAGGUUGUCAGUUUCUGGGACACCCAGGAGUGGAAGGCGAUUGCGAGCGAGUUUGCCUUGGAAGAGAUCACUUUCAAGCAGAGCGCUAUGGGAGGAGCUUCUCCGAAACCUACAACGUUUGGUGGAAACUUGGAGCUGAACGUGGAUGUCUUCCAAAGAAGGAGUUUUGGGAGCCCUGUCAAGGUCUCGAGCUCAACUGAUUUGUCAAGGUGGGCUCCGGGAGUGAUGUCUAUGGUGUCUUCAGCGCUGAUUCAACAGGUAUGUCAGUCUGGCAUGAAACUGAAGUCCUUGACAUGGGAGGAACAUUUGGAGUUCAGACACGCUCCUUACCGACGGGUGCUGUCAAUAGACACUGCUGGUCCACUGAAGCCAGCCUAUGACUCCGGUGGAGCUAUGGCACGGUAUUUCCUUGCAAGUGCUUUGACAUGGAGGGUGCCUAGAGGAACAGACAAGCUGAAGGAUCCACCAGAAGAGGAUCUCCCAGAUGACGCUCCAAUGAUUGAAGCAGAAGGAGAAGAUGGUGAAGAAGCCACUGAAUUGCGAGUCUUUCGCAUGGCCUUGCCGAUGAAAUCAAAGAAGGCAAGAGAAGUUGUGGCCACGGUGAUGGAGUUUGUCUUGCGUUUGAGGUCAGAGGGGUAUCACGUUGGGAGGAUCCACUCAGACCAGGGCCACGAGUUUGCGGGUGAGUUCAGGAGGUGGGCAUUGCAGCGUGGAAUCUACCUGCCGAGAACGGCAGGUGAUGAUCCUCGUGGAAAUGGAAGAGCGGAGGUUGCUGUGAAGGCCUUCAAGAAUUACAUUAGACGGACGCUGAGACAGGCGUCGGUGGAUGCGAAAUGGUGGCCCUGGGCACUACGAUACUCCAAUGAGGUUCAAAGGUGCAUUCGAAUGGGAACGAAGCCGGAUUGGCCUAGAUUCCUUCAAGAAGUGAGGGUGAGGAAAAGAACAUGGAAGAAGGACGAUUUGUCGUCACGUGUGGAGACAGUGCAGUAUCUCUGCCCUUCCAUUGAAAAUCAUGGCCAUUGGAUCUACAAGUCUGGUGAAGCUCCAAGGCUGACGAGGUACAUCCUGGCGCCAACGACAGAGCCUGAGGAUGACACGGUUUGGGUUGCAGUUGAACGUGAGGGCCGAGAUGCUCAGGAGCAGAGGAGGAGGAUCAGAGGCGCAGACGCGACCACUUUGCGUCUUUUGGUUUGGACGUCAACAAGGAUGGGUUGGUGUGGAUGCGUGCUUGAUGUGCGCACAGCGUUUUUGAAUGCUGAAAUGGAGCAGUCGCCUGAGGAGGAUUUGCUGCUGGUUCAGGCUCCACAUGUUUUGAGAGAGGCCAAGUUUUUCAAAGGAGAGGCACUUUUUCUGCCGUUGAGGGCGGUUUACGGGUUCCGAAGAUCUCCAAGAUUGUGGGGACUACACCGUGACCGAACCAUGAGAGACAUGAAGAUUUCGGUUGUGUUGGAUGGCAGAAAAGAGAUGCUGGUCUUGAAACAGUUGGAGUCGGAGCAGAAUCUUUGGAAGGUGGUUGUUUUGAGAAAUGGCUUUCAAGAAGAUUUG